This is a messenger RNA of Gryllus bimaculatus (two-spotted cricket), 1313 nucleotides long. The record is from the annotation of a GenBank genome assembly. NCBI's taxonomy places the organism in Eukaryota, Metazoa, Arthropoda, Insecta, Orthoptera, Gryllidae.
GUUGCGUUGAGCAGCAGUAAUUUGCAGUGACAGGGAGGGCGUGAUAUCAACUAACAUCAACUACGUACAUCAACUAACGGGACAACUACCUUUACGACACAAUUUCGCGAAGGGCAGGAUAUUUCAAUAAAUCUGCAGUGAACUGAAAGAAUCCUGUGACCAUGGUUCAGAAACUGAAUCUUGAAGAAUUAAUGGACACGAGAGACAUAGUCAUUUCAGGGAUAUCUGGUCAAUUUCCCAAUUGUGAUGACUUUCAAGAGCUUCAGGAUAGGCUUUUUAACAAAGAAGAUCUGAAGAUAUGGUCUAAGAAAUACUGGAAUACAGAUAAUCCUGACAUGCCUCACCGUAUGGGUAAAGUGAAGACUUGGAGCAAGUUUGAUGCGGAAUUUUUCAAUUUCAAGGAAGAAGAUGCAAAUAUGUUAGAACCUUCCAUUAGGCGGCUUUUAGAACAUGUAUAUUCUGCUAUUGCUGAUGCUGGCGUUAAUCCUCAUUCCCUGUAUGAUGGAAAAACAGCUGUUGUUGGUGCCGAAUCUGUCGACGAUGAUGGCGUGUGUGAUUGCUACGAACAUAAGGAAUCAGUACUUUCUAACGACAUGGUACCUCACCACUGCAACAAAGCAUCACAUGUAAACUGGAUUUCUUCAUGGUUUAAUUUUCAUGGACCCAGUUUUACAGUCGACACUAUGUGCUCCAGCACUCUAUUUGCGAUGAGAAAAGCUUGCGAUUUGAUAAAAAUGGCCGACGGGUUCACGCGCGCCGAGUCGGUGGGCGUAAUGUUCCUGCAGAAAGCGAGCGACGCGCGGCGGGCCUACGCCUCCGUGGAGUAUCUCAACGUGAACGCCGACGGCUACAAGAACCAAGGCAUCACCUUCCCUUCGGCGCACGCCCAGGCGGCCCUGCUGCGAUCGACGUACUCUUCGGGCAGAGUGUCGGCGGCGGACGUUGGCUUCCUGGAAAUGCACAGCACGGGGACGAAGGUCGUGACGGAGGUGACGCCGUGGGAGCGCGGGCAGCUGCUGGCGCUGAGCAACUCCGGCCUGGGCGGCACCAACGGCCAUCUGGUGCUGCGGCCGCUGCCGGCCAGGCCGCCCCCGCCGCCGCCGCCCGCGGGCGUGCCGCGCCUGGCCCUGGCCGCGGGCCGCAACGCAAACAGCGUGCGCUCGCUGCUGAGCGCUGCGGCAGCCGCCCCCGCGGACCGCGUCGCCGACUACGUGGCCCUGCUGCGCGCCCUCAGCGAAGGCCCGGCGCCCGGCCUGCGCGCCAGGGGCUUCUGCCUGCUGGACGAGCACGAGGCCUCCGCCGUCUUCGUAGAG